CGUCAACAAAAAUUCAAAGAGAGUGCACCGGACGAGCUCCUCCGCUAAAGUUCUGACGCGGGCCACGGUAGGAGCGGGAUUGCUCGAAACGAGUCAUCCUCUCGUUGAGUUGGCGGACGUCAUCUCAAAUGCACGUGAGAGUAUCAAAGAUCCUCUUCACCCAAGAAGGUUCCGAAGCUUCCUCUCUCAGACGAGUUCUGCGUUGUCGAGUGACACGCUCCGUGGUUCGACUUCCUCCGACACAAGACGACUCAGCUCCGUUCUCGCUCUCCUCAUCGUCGGCAACAACCAAAUCUAGAUUUUGCUCUCCGGUUCUCUCUUCAUGGAAGACAGUCCGGUCUCCCCAAGACAAAGGGUACCACGCCCUCGACAACCAACUCCAAGCGUCGGGUUUGUGGCCAUUCGUCUCCAAGAGCCGCUUGAGCUUCAAUCCCGCCUUCGUCCGGGAUUUCUACUCCAAUCUCCGCCGUGACGGGGACACCAUUCGCAGCAGCAUCAAUCUCUACGACAUAGAGAUUGAUUUGCCUACCUUUGCUCGGGUCGCAGGGCUACCCAUCCGCGGUGACGACAUCGCAACUUAUGGUGGCGACGAUUGGAUCUUCAACAACGAGGCGGUCGUCAUUCGUGAGCUUGGGAUCACCAAUUUGAUCCGCCACAGCGGCGCACCGACGAUUCACUCGGCCCCACCGGACAAGCGCCUCCUCCUCUACAUCAUCACCCGGAUUCUCCGCCCCCGCGACAGCAGCCAUACCUCGCUCUUCAACGAGGACUUGAAGGCGAUUCACGCCAUCAUCCACGGCGCCUCCAUCAAUUGGGCGAAAUUCGUGAUGAUCCACAUGGCGGAUUGCGCCUCCAUCGCCACUGAGCGGAGCUUGCCAUACGCCUUCCUCGUCAUGGACUUCAUCAUCUCCGCCGACAUCUCCAUCGCCGGCCCGGAUACGAAGAUGACAAAGAUUUGGAUAAUUCAAGACAUCACCUUCUGGAAGAAGUCCGAAGACCGGGACGACGCAGGCCCAAGUCGUGCACCAGCCCCCGCUCCCGCCAAGGCCUCUUUGCAAUCCAUAGCCGAUACUCUGAAUCGGCUAACCCUCACAGUGGAUGGCAUGGGGCAGUCAAUCGAGCGGAUGGACUGGACGCUACAACGCCAACACCACGACAUGACGGCGUUCUUCCGCGGCAUCAACUACGUCCCGCCGCCCUUUGACAGCACCUUCCUCGACCAAAACUAUGAAGGCGAGGACGAGGAGGAUAACUCCUAUGCUCCAUCCUCCUCCCCCGACGAGGCCGACUUUGAAGAUGCGGUCGACGGCGAUCCCAUGGACGUCGAGGACAACGAGGAUGACGACGAGGACGCCGAUGCUUAGACUUUUCUUCUCUCUUCUUACUAUGAUUGUAUUUUUUAUUUCCAUUCCGUUGUAUUCCGCAUUUCCCUUUUUCAUGAAUAAAAGUUUACUUUUACAAUUCUAAAGUUUACUUUUAAUUCUUUUUGUUAAUGUCAAAAGGGGGAAGAUAUUAAGGUUAUGCAUAAAUUGAGGAGAAAUUU
This is a messenger RNA of Cuscuta campestris, 1543 nucleotides long. The record is from the annotation of a GenBank genome assembly. Lineage: Eukaryota; Viridiplantae; Streptophyta; Magnoliopsida; Solanales; Convolvulaceae.